AUGGAAUUCACUGCUAUUCGUUAUUUGAUGCUGGUACUAUUCAGGCCAGCUCCAUCUAACUCUAGCAUUUGUGUCGAUCAAUUCUUGCUGUCUUGUUCUGAACUAGUUCAGUGCGAAGUCUCAAACAACAAUUGUAAUGAACCUGAACAUGUAUGUGUUAAUCAUUAUCGAUGUCAUAGUUUUCCUAUUUGUUAUCCGGUACCGAGUUUCAAUGAACAACUCUGUCCGUCGACAAGUAAGAGUACAACGGAGUCAGCUACAUCAAGAAAGAACACUUUAGGUACAAGUACAACGGCAAGUACAGCUACAACAACCAGUGCAAGUGCAACUUCAACGACAACUCAACAGCGAAUUACUCUACUACAUGGCAGUUCAACAGAUAUUCAUCCAAAUGCAACAUGGAAACAGAACGGUCUCACUGUGGCUGGAGGAAAUGGACAAGGCAAUAGAACCAAUCAACUAUCGAGCCCAUGGGGUUUGUAUGUUGAUGACGAUCAAACUGUCUAUAUCGCUGAUCAGCAAAAUCGACGUAUUGUGGAAUGGAAAUUGGGUGCGACGAAUGGCCAAGUCGUUGCCGGUGGAAAUGGACACGGAAGUGGGGCUCAUCAAUUGUCUCAACCAUUAAAUGUGAUUGUUGACAAAGAGGGAAAUAGUCUCAUCAUCUGCGAUAGCUCAAAUGCAAGAGUAGUUCGAUGGCCUCGUCGAAAUGGGAUAAGUGGAGAAACAAUUAUCUCGAAUAUCAAUAGUGUGGGUUUGACUAUGGACGAGAAUGAAUCUCUCUAUGUCGUUGACAACAGCAAAAAUCAAGUGAGACGAUAUCAAAGAGGAGAAUCUCAAGGAACAGUGGUUGCAGGUGGUAAUGGAGGUGGAAAUCGUCUCGAUCAACUCUCUAACCCACACUACGUAUUCGUCGAUCGAGAUCAUUCAGUGUAUGUGUCUGAACGGGGCAAUCAUCGUGUGAUAAAAUGGAUGGAAGGUGCAAAACAAGGCAUUGUCGUGGCUGGUGGCCACGGACAAGGAAAUAAUCUUAUGCAAUUGUCAGACCCUCAAGGAGUUAUCGUCGAUCAAUUGGGUACUGUCACUGUGGCUGAUGCAGGGAAUCAUCGAAUCAUGCGUUGGUUGAAAGGAGCCACACAGGGAAGUGUCAUUGUAGGUGGAAAAGAUCGAGGAGAACAAUCGAGUCAACUCAAUGGGCCCUCUGGUUUAUCAUUCGAUCAACACGGUAAUCUCUAUGUCGUUGAUUGCUAUAAUCAUCGAGUACAAAAGUUCAAUAUCGAAUUCAAUGGAUAA
Molecule: messenger RNA, 1290 nt
Organism: Rotaria socialis
Lineage: Eukaryota; Metazoa; Rotifera; Eurotatoria; Philodinida; Philodinidae
Source: the annotation of a GenBank genome assembly